AUGGGUGCUGCAGAGAAUGGUCACUUUGAAGUUCUCAAAUGGGCACAUGAAAAUGGAUGCCCAUGGGAUGUUUGGGUAUGCCAAGAGGCUGCCAAAGAGGGUCACUUUGAAAUUCUCAAAUGGGCCCAUGAGAAUGGAUGCCCAUGGGAUGAGAAUACAUGUGCCUAUGCUGCUAAAGGUUGUCAUUUGAACAUUUUGCAAUGGUUACGUGAGAAUGAAUGUCCCUGGGAUCCAAAAACCUGCUACUUUGCAGCCAAGCAAGGGCAUUUGGAAAUGCUCAAAUGGUUGCACGAGAACGAAUGUCCAUGGGAUGAAAUGACUUGUGCCAAGGCUGCUGAAGGAGGGCAUUUAGAGGUUCUGAAAUGGGCUAGAGAGAAUGGAUGUCCAUGGAAUGAGUCAACAUGUAGUUCUGCUGCAGGAGAUGGCCACCUUGAAAUUCUGAAGUGGGCACAUGAGAAUGGCUGUCCAUGGGAUGGGAGCACCAUCGCUGCUGCAUCCGAUUCCUACAAAUGGGAGUGUCUGAUUUGGGCACAAGAGAAUGGAUGCCCAGAAGAGGAGGAGGAUUGA
This is a messenger RNA of Seminavis robusta, 567 nucleotides long. NCBI's taxonomy places the organism in Eukaryota, Bacillariophyta, Bacillariophyceae, Naviculales, Naviculaceae. The record is from the annotation of a GenBank genome assembly.